Psylliodes chrysocephalus is the source of this 702-nucleotide messenger RNA. NCBI's taxonomy places the organism in Eukaryota, Metazoa, Arthropoda, Insecta, Coleoptera, Chrysomelidae. The record is from the annotation of a GenBank genome assembly.
AUGCCUUCUGGGCCAGAAAAAGCAUUUUCCAAUUGCGUCAUUACUUGCACUAUUAUAGGAACGACUGGAAACUCGGAAAAAUUACUCAGAAAUCGUUACUCGAUGGUUUUCGGGGCUGCCAAACUCUAUUCUGGCAUUAGAAUUACCCAGGGGUGCACGAGGUGGCUCUGUGGGGGGUGCGCGGGAAGUGAAUUGGGGAGAAAUGGCAGCGUCCAUGAAAAUCACUCCAAAAUCGUUACUCAUGGGUUUUUGGGGAUGCCAAAUUCAAUUCUGGCAUUGGAAUUACCCGGGGGUACUCAAAGGCGGCUUUGCGGGGGUAUCCGGGGGGGUCAUUCUGGGGGAGAAAUUCAUAGUCCAUGGGAAGCGCUCCAAACUCGUUACUCGGGAGUUUUCGGGGAUGCCGAAUUCAAUUCUAGCAUUAGAUUUCCUCGGGGGUGGCUCUGUGGGGUUGCGAUUGAGCUCGCCCAAACCUAUCGAGCAAAAAUGUAUGCUGAAGUCACCAAUUCUAAAAAAGUCGAUCUUGCACGCAUAAUCCCGACUGCCAAUGCGUUAACCGAGCAUAUCAAGCGUAUCUAUUUCCAAAUACAGGCUUGGUAUGAUUCACAAGGCCAGGACGAGGCCUUAGAGUCAUUGGAAUGGGGGUGGGCAUUGGUGGAUGGAGAGCUCAGUCCUGUCACCAUGACCCAGGAAACCGGUCCCUAG